This is a messenger RNA of Bactrocera tryoni, 835 nucleotides long. RefSeq lists its product as uncharacterized. The coding region runs from base 245 to 835 and encodes 196 amino acids. NCBI's taxonomy places the organism in Eukaryota, Metazoa, Arthropoda, Insecta, Diptera, Tephritidae. The transcript has 2 exons. The record is from RefSeq and is a predicted model, not a curated record.
AUGAGUUGCAUUCGAUCUUCGACAACGAUCGAAAAUGCUGGUCGAACGAAUUUGCAUUUGGUAUUACGACGCUCAUUCGAUGAAGAUUGGCGUUAUUGUGAAUUGCAAUCAUUUUGAAUUUUCACGAUAGUAUACAUCUGUCAGAUGGUGUAAAAACUAAAAGCGUUUUGUUUACGAAGUGUGGAAGUAAAACUAACUAAUAUUUUAUAAAUAAAGAAAAUAUAAAUAAAAGUUAAAAUAAAAUAUGACUACGACUGAGUUGUGGUUUGGCGAUUCUUCAGAGGAGGAUGAAAGCUUACUGGAAUUGGCUAGAAAUAGAAAGAAGCUAAGGGACGCUUCCAACCCUUUGGAAUUGGAUUCCGCUACAUUUAUAAAAAACUUCCGUUUGUCGAAAGAGGCGUUUGUUGAUUUGCUGUCCGCUACAGAGGAGAUGCUGCAGCGAUGCACACGAGCGAAAUCUAUUCCCAGUAUACUAAAAUUGGCAACAACUUUACGAUUUUGUGCUCAGGGAUCGUAUCAACUUAGUAUAGGGAAUGAAAACAUGCUUGGACAUGCACAGCCCACGGUGUCUGUGGUACUAUCUGAGGUACUCGAUGCCCUGGAGAAUUUCAUUUGCCAAAGAUGGAUAAAAUUCAAUUAUACCGAGGCUGAAAUGCAACAAGCAAAAUCUCAUUUUUAUAGCAAUACAAGAUUUCCUGGGGUAAUUGGUUGUGUUGAUGGUACACACAUCAAAAUUGUGGCUCCCAAAAAGGAGUUGCAGCAUUUAUAUUACAACAGAAAAGGAUUCUUUAGCAUUAAUGCUGUGAUUGUAAGUAUGCAAACAAGUUUAUCGUAA